AAUCAGGCAUCGACCCUGCCGAUCCUUUUCCUGGCCCUGAGAUCAUGUCUGGGACUCUGGGGUGGUUCUCAUUUCCAAUCGUUCCCUUGCAAAUUUUACUGCACGGAACUAUCUAUUUUAAGUGGGUCCCCUUAUUGUUUUUGUGGUUAAGUAUCGGGACUCGAUUGGUGGAGCUUCCCGGCAGUACUGCCAUCCGUUGUAACGCAUGUAAUCUCAAAACGUCUUCCCUCUGUAUUACUACUACUUAAUGCCCAAGUCUAGAACAUUAGAUUAUGUCCCUUACCACUUGAAGUAGUACUAGUCGUCGUCCCU
Molecule: messenger RNA, 312 nt
Organism: Aspergillus caelatus
Lineage: Eukaryota; Fungi; Ascomycota; Eurotiomycetes; Eurotiales; Aspergillaceae
Exons: 1
Coding region: 45-248 (67 amino acids)
Source: RefSeq, a predicted model, not a curated record